GAACUGUGGCGAGUGACAAUAACAAGCAUGGAGAAACUGGUCGUACUUCCACCUCUGGAUGGUAGGGCGGCAAAGCCAUACAGAGCCGGCUGUAAAAUCUAUGCAAAUUGCUGUUUGUUUCAGAUUUUGAAGCAGUUACCGAAUGCAAAGAUUGGAGACAUGACGAAACUGAUGUCCACCCAUUUGAAAGAAGUGAAAAGCAUGAUCUCCGUCAAAGAAAUGAUGGAUAUUGCACGUGAGUAUGAGCGUUCAUUAACGCCUAAACAGUGCACAGUGUUGGAUGCAGCACUCGAUGCCGUAAAGGAGUGCUUCCAUGCAGGGGGCCAAGGACUCAAAAAAUCGUUCUUUGAGAAAUCCCCGGAACUGCAGUCGCUCAAAUAUGCGCUCUCACUGUACACACAGACAACAGAACAGCUUAUCAAAACUUUCAUUACCAGUCAAAAACAGCAAGGUAUGCCUUACUUUAAAAUCCGUAACUUUCUUCGAAGUCUUCAGAAGUAUUUUUCGAGGCUUUUUUCGAAAACUAUAAAAAUUCUUGGUGCUGGUCAAGAUUUUUGGUGUGAACCGUGCACUAGUGCGCUGCUCUCUUCUAUGCGUAAUCGAAUUGACGAAAAAACCGUUGUCUGUUUGUUUAUUCAGCAAGUAAUUAUCAUCAACCUGGCUGAUAUUUUUCCAGAUCUUCCUUCGCAAGAACAACCAGUAGGAGAAGUGAGUGUUCAGGUGGAUCUGUUCACACAUCCAGGAACCGGUGAGCAGAAAGUCACCGUCAAAAUUCUGGCAGCGAAUGAUUUGCGGUGGCAGACAGCAAGCGUUUUCAAACCUUUCAUUGAAGUGCACUUGGUCGGGCCUCACUUGGCUGACAAAAAGCGUAAAAUGGCGACGAAAUCGAAAAGCGGAAAUUGGGCGCCCAAAUUCAAUGAAACUUUUCACUUGUAA
Gongylonema pulchrum is the source of this 936-nucleotide messenger RNA. NCBI's taxonomy places the organism in Eukaryota, Metazoa, Nematoda, Chromadorea, Rhabditida, Gongylonematidae. The record is from the annotation of a GenBank genome assembly.